AUGGCAACGUCGCAAGACCGAGAAGAACGUGGAAGAGUGCAGCAGCCGAGCAACAGGCGGAAUCGUCGUCCUGAUCUCAUCAGUGUGACAAUGAGCGACGGCUCCCUUGUGGAGAUCAACUUGACUGGAGCCAAUCGAGAAGAACGGGAAGAUGUGGCACGGUUCUUGGACGCACACACUACGGUAGCCAUGGCACCACCUGCUGCACACCGGGAAUCAAGAGAGCGGUCGCCAAGAUUGGUGUCUUCCUCAGGGCCUACCCUUCGUGUAACUUCACCAGAUGUGCAAGACCGUAUCGGGCAACUACCAUCACCGCCCAUCGCAAGUCAUGGCGAGUCAGCUUCUGAUGAAAGAAUGCCGCUUGAGCGAGCUGGAGCCGCGAGCUUCGCGCAACUGCGGCCCCAACGAUGUGUGGCGCACCCAUGUCAAAGGCAUCAGCGGUGGCCCCAAGAGCUGGGUCAUUGCCUAUGUCCACUGCUGCAGCGGAAUCUCCGUCUGAACAGCGUCGCAAGAAGACGUCGUGACAGCAGUCCACGGGAGAAGCAAUGGUUUGACGCAAUGUGCGAAGAACCGUUUGUACUUUUCCGUUCUGGUAUCGUCAUCGGGCCUAUGACCUUAGGGCAGGCGCGGUUUUCUUCGUAUGUCACCGGUUGA
This is a messenger RNA of Cladocopium goreaui, 654 nucleotides long. The record is from the annotation of a GenBank genome assembly. Lineage: Eukaryota; Dinophyceae; Suessiales; Symbiodiniaceae.